CGAAUGUGACGUGAUUCAAUGCGCGGUGCAAACCUGAGCUGCUCAACGCGACAAUGUACAGUUUGAUUGCGUAUCGAGAAGCAGAAACGAUGCUCGCGGCAUGGUCUGAGCUCGUCAGCGCGUCCACCUGUCUGCGACAAACUUCAGUCGGCCGCGCAGCCGGCGUACUACGAGACCGUGCACCACACGGUGCUGGCGAGUGCGAACCUCGGGACGAUGAUGAUCAAGGCUGGCCGUGCUGCACACGAGCCAAGCGCGGCUGAGCACGAAUCAGCUCGCGGACGAGGUCGAGACGCUGUUCGAG
Messenger RNA from Mycena citricolor, 304 nucleotides. The record is from the annotation of a GenBank genome assembly. Lineage: Eukaryota; Fungi; Basidiomycota; Agaricomycetes; Agaricales; Mycenaceae.